Messenger RNA from Rotaria sordida, 1350 nucleotides. The record is from the annotation of a GenBank genome assembly. NCBI's taxonomy places the organism in Eukaryota, Metazoa, Rotifera, Eurotatoria, Philodinida, Philodinidae.
AUGACAUCACUUACACCAAAACCAUCUCAAAUUGAAUCAUGGGAUCGUUUACCAUCCGAUUGGCAUAAUGAUGAACGUAUGGACGCAUUAUUUGCUUUUUUUAAAGAUCGUGAUUUAAAUCCUGUUCAUUAUGAUGCUAAAAUGAAAUUUUGGAGUGAAACAAUAAUAAAUUAUUGUGAAGAUCAUGGUCUUUUACAAAUUGAUAUUCCAACAAUUGUUUCACGUUUCCGUCGUAAAGGAAAAACUUCAAAAUGUCUUGAUAAAAUAUUUGAAGAAUUAAUAAAACAAAAUCGUCUUAUAUCAACAAGUGAUUAUACAUAUUCACAACAAUCAUCAUGGGUAUCAUGGACAUUUAAUAAAUUAGCAAGUCCACUUACAAGUUGGAUGUCAACUAAAACACCAAUUGAUCAAGAAGUUUUUAUUAUUAAAGAACUUGUUGAUAAAAAAGCUCAGCAAGUUAUUGAAACAUUGCAAUCAAAUGUUUAUGUUCCAACAUUUGAUUGUGUUAUUUCAUUUAGUUCAUUUAUUGAUAUAUGUCGUCGAUGUGCAUUAUUUGAUGAAAAUUCAAUUAAUUUAAUUAUAUCAGCAUUAAUAAGAGAUAAAAAAAUUUUAAUUGAUUAUAUUGGAGAUACAAAAAAUGUUAAAGUUGUUAAAUUUGUUGCACCUGGAACAUCUAACGUUCGACCAAUAACUGAAAUAGAAAAUAGUGUUCUUUUAUUACGUCAUUCAAAAGAACGUUUAGAAGAACAAUUAAAAAAAUCUGAUCAACAAAUUGAAGGAUUACUUACGGAUAUUCGUCGUCAUUUAAAAAAUAGUAAUCGCACAGCAGCUAUGAAAUUAUUACGUAAGAAAAAGAUACUUGAACGUGAACAUGACAAAAAAGAGAGUACUGUUGAACAUCUUAAUACUGUUUUAACACAAAUUGAACAAACAGAUUGUUCAUCAUUGGUGAUUAAUGCUUAUUCAUCAGGUGUUCAAGCUCAUAAAGAAUUAUUACGUAAAAAUGGUCUUACACCAGAUGCAGUUGAAGACAUGAUCGAUGAAGUACAUGAUAUGCUCGAUACACAAAAUGAAUUAGAUGAAGCACUUAGUCGACCAGUUGUUAAUGAUACAACUGACAUGACAGAAUUAGAAACUGAACUUGAAGAAUUAUUAAAUCAACCAAUACCACCAACAGUAACAACUCCUGUUCCAAGUAAUAAAGAAAUAAUUACUACAUCUAUAACUGAUGAAGCUAUAAAAACACCUGAACAAGAUCCAUUUGCUGAUCUUGAAUUACGUCUUCAAAAAUUAGGUGUUCAAGAAUCGACACCACAUAAAGUAGCUGACAUAGCAUCAUCAAGUCAUUAA